AUGGCUAGGUUGGAGAGGGAGGUGUAUGAAUGCGACAUCCCUACCCAACAUUGUGGUUCAUCCGCUGGGAGUAAUAGCUCGGGGAACAGUAGAUGGCGGUCGAGGGCUCCUUCAUGGACAGCAGCUGAUCCACCUCAUGAGCCGCUUACCAUAGGCAUAGAUAGGCAGGCUUCCGUCUACCAUGCUCCCACCAUUGCUCCCACUGCUGCACCUGCGAUCCCUCGUGUUCAAUACCUCGCCUCUUUUCCUAUGAACAUCGAUGACAAUGUUAUGCUUCAGGAUGUUCAUGUGACUCAAGGGCAGAGAAACCAGCAAGUGCAUGCUACUCAGGGCAUGGAGGCUCCUUACCAGCCACAAGCUUCCAUCUCUGUCCCAGCUGCCAUCACCGAGAGUUCUGACUCUCAGAUUCAUAACCCUGUUCCCUACUACCACAAUGCCUCGAGCCAAAGUUUCAAUGCAGUAAUGAACCAAGCUGCUGCGAUCACCCAAUAUCUUCCUUCCGCUCCUGUUGCCGCACCAGUUGCUCGCUGCCUGAACCCUGUCACUACAUUAUCUACUCAUCACUGGCUUGACGGGGACACGUACAACCGGAACAAUGGUUGGGGUGAGCCUUCAACCAUGUACGCAUCCUCGUCGUCCUUUGUGGAAGUAGGAUCAUCCAAUCAUGGCGCAGGGUCCAACAGCCACGGAAGAGAGCCCAACCAUGAUGGAGAACCAUCCACUUGUUAUGAGUUCCCUCCUGAGAACAUUUGGGAUGGUUUAUACGGUCAGCAUUAG
This is a messenger RNA of Desarmillaria tabescens, 777 nucleotides long. RefSeq lists its product as uncharacterized. The transcript is spliced from 2 exons. Bases 1 to 777 code for a protein of 258 amino acids. The record is from RefSeq and is a predicted model, not a curated record. NCBI's taxonomy places the organism in Eukaryota, Fungi, Basidiomycota, Agaricomycetes, Agaricales, Physalacriaceae.